GCGGAGUUUGGGUUGUCUUAAAGGGACGGUGGCAAAAUAAGCAGCUUGGGCAAGAAAAGCGGGAAGGUUGCAAAGUAAGCGGAACGCUGGCGGCGGGGACCAGGGUCCGAAGGACAAGAAUUAGCAGAGUAGCCCAUUAUUUUUUUUAAUGCAGAAAUAGCAGGGAGGGGACAAAAUGCAAUCGGUCAGGCUCACAAGGAAACUGAUUCCAGAUGCUGCUGCCACCAUAUAGGAUAUUGACCAGAAGGAAACCAUUUUCACCUGCUCUUGUGGUAUGCUUUUGUCAUUUUACUGUUGUGGAUCUGCAGCUUGCAAAGUGCUUAAAAUUGUAUGUGGUUGUCACUGGAUUUCAGUGGAAUGGAAGGAGGAUGUUUUCCUCUGAGUUGUGAAAGGAGGAUGUUAGAAUAUCAAGAACAAGAGGAGCUGACUACUGUACGUGUCCAAGAUCCUCGAAUACAAAAUGAGGGCUCGUGGAAUUCUUAUGUGGACUACAAAAUAUUUCUUCAUACCAACAGUAAAGCUUUCACAGCCAAGACAUCUUGUGUGCGCAGACGAUAUCGUGAGUUUGUGUGGUUAAAGAAACAGCUGCAAAAAAAUGCUGGCUUGGUGUCUGUCCCAGAGCUUCCAGGGAAAUCCACCUUCUUUGCAGGCAACACUGAUGAAUUCAUUGAGAAGCGAAGACAAGGACUGCAACAGUUCCUGGAGAAGACAGUACAGAAUGUUGUACUCCUUUCAGAUAGCCAGCUGCACCUUUUCCUCCAGAGCCAGCUCUCUGUGCCAGAAAUUGAAGCUUAUGUGCAGGGUCGGGGCCCUAUGAGCGUCACUGAUGCCAUUCUCCGCUAUGCCAGGUCCAACUCUGGUUGGAUUCAGGAGAACAGUCAUUCAGCUUUGCUGGCCAUGCAGGACUUUGGCAGCAGUUUUGAUGGAGAAAGUCAGUUUGUCAAAAGCUCCAUGGAACCACUCCCUCAUUGGAGUGAGGUCAACAUAGAUGACAACGAGUUGGAGAGUCCGUGUUCUGAGGAAGAUGACCAUCAACCAACGGGGCUGCUGCAGAUUGGUUCCACGGCAUCAAGUGACCAUAUCAACAAUUAGAAUAAAACAGUCUAUUCAGGAUGUGCUUGAAGCUCAGUAUAAAUUUUUGCCACUUUGUUGAAAAUUACUUGUAUUAUUAGAACUCCAGGGGCAAGUGUUUGAAUUAUCACUGGCGGCUUGUGUGUGAACAAGCCUGGACCAGUGGAAUGUUUGAACGAUCAGAAUUGAGGUCUAUGAAUGCAGAGGUAGCUUUCCAGUAUGGUUUUUUUUCUGUUCUUGCAUCUUGAUCCUCCCUUACCAAAACAGCAAGGUUUUCCUCAACUUUUGGUGCAUUUUGACAACGUAUCCUGUAUAAGAAAGUGCUCUGGCUUGUUGACUACAUUCUCUUCCCUCAUCCUCCAUAUCUAUAACUGAUGGUGCUUGUUGCAAAACCCCAGCUGUCUUCUGUUAUUUUGUAGGUGUGUCAAAAUUAUUUGCCUGGGGUAAGACUUCCUUUGUAAGAUGAUGCCAGAAAGCCCACCUGCUUGCCAUAGAUGCCAAGUCCACAUCUGGGUUCCUUUGGAGUUGCACACAGCUGGGAAAAAUGGCCAGGCACCCUCCCCAACUCAUUAGCGCUGCAUGUUACGAACAUACAAGGGAAACAAGGAAUGCUAAUCUCUAUUCUUCUUGCAUGUUAGAUGCACAUCCUGGGAAGAGUCUUUCCUGCUGGAUUUCAUUGCUUUGACACAGCACACAACUUGACAGGGAGACACUAAUAAACCCCAUCAUAUGUGCUAGAUAAGAAUUGUACCUCUCUACCUCUGUGGUUUGAGUAGCAUACUUAACAAUCUUACCCCCAUCCUUGUUAUAUCAGCAGCAGACCAGCAAUUCUGUAAGUCCAAAUACUGCAGUUUGCAAAUAUCUUCUUUGACUUGCCUGAUCUUUGAGCAGAAAAGAAUAUAGAAUUGAAAUCAGUGGACUCAAAAGAACUGGAAGAGUCUGCUUGAGAUGUUUCAGUCCCUUUUUCUUUUCCCACCUUCCUAUUUCCAUAUGCUACAUAAUAGAAGCUACAUAUCAGAUCCAUGUUGUCUCUCCUCCAGUGGGAAACUCAAAUACCAGGGCAAUUUCUGCCGUAAGCCGAUUUCAUUCUAGGGACAGUGGUUUCUUUCUGCUUAACUAAAGUACUUGAGUUUUCUCUUCUUUGUGUUCCCUUCUCUCAUGACAACAAUCUCAAUAAAAUAUGUGAAAGAACAAUUAUUA
Molecule: messenger RNA, 2271 nt
Organism: Candoia aspera
Lineage: Eukaryota; Metazoa; Chordata; Lepidosauria; Squamata; Candoiidae
Gene: SNX11
Product: sorting nexin 11
Exons: 8
Coding region: 331-1092 (253 amino acids)
Biological process (GO): intracellular protein transport; vesicle organization
Cellular component (GO): endosome
Molecular function (GO): phosphatidylinositol phosphate binding
Source: RefSeq, a predicted model, not a curated record